UAGCGGUUUCAAUGCGCUGGGGAGGGGAAACACUGCAACAAAAUAGUGCCCUUUCCUGGUGUUGCAUUGUUUCGCAUGAGCAGCUCAGGCCAGACGUCGGUCUGAUGUACAAGAAGGGAAAAAGCAAGGACAAGGAAAUAUAUGGCGUGCUUCUUCCCCCGCGUCGUGGGUUAGGAUUUCAAUUUGCUCCCCACGAUAUGUCUACUUGAACCCCGCAAGCUUCCUCUUUUCAUUUUGCUUCGAAAGCCUCUUUAAUCGAUCUUAUUCUUUCUUCAUUUUGCAUAUAAUCGGCUUCUAUUACUACAGCAAUGUCAGACGAUCGUGGGCCCCAGAUUGCGGGUGUCGUCAUUGCCCUGUAUGUUGCGUCGGUGAUUACAGGCGGCCUGCGCUUCUACACGCAUGCCGUAAUCACGAAGCGCUUUUAUAUCGAAGAUUAUUUAACCAUGGUUGCUCUGCUUCUUUACACGGUAUACACAGUCUUUGGCAUCAUGGCCGUGGGCUACGGCCUUGGCAAGCACACCGACAUGGUUGAACCCGACCAUCACCCUACAGCCAUCAUGUUCCGGUGGCUCGCUUCCAUCAUCUACAUCUUUAUUUCUGUUCUCACCAAAUGGAUCAUUGGUCUGUUCUUGCUGCACAUUUGCCCGGGAAAGCGAUGGCGUCAAAUCACCAUCUGGGUCAUCAUGGUGUCCGUCAGCGUCUUUACCGGCAUCUACAUUGUCCUCGACAUCAUCAGCUGUCAACCCAUCCGAUUUGAGUGGACACGCCACGCCGAGAACCCGGAGCCGGGGACGUGCCAUGCGCCAAAGUUUGCUACAAUUAGCACCUAUAUUGCUGCUGGACUCAACAUUAUUGCCGACUGGAUUCUGCCAAUUUUACCCGCAACACUCGUCUGGAAGGCCCAGUUAGACAGACGGGUCAAGAUCUCCGUCAUUGUGCUCCUCUGCCUCGGAUCCAUCGCCUCCAUUGCUACCAUUGUCCGCAUUCCCUAUGCCAAGGGCUACCUCAACAACCCGGAUUAUUUGUAUACAUCUACAGAUAUCUGCAUCUGGAGCACCGUAGAAAUCGGAAUAGCCCUGACAGCCGCUUCACUCGCCACACUUAAGCCGCUGCUGCGUAAGAUGAACCUGUUCAACAUGUCCGAGAUCGCCAGCUACGGCGCCAACAGCCAGCGCCAUACUACAGACGGCGGCAACUUUUCCAAGAACCGUGUUUCGCACAUAAGUAACAAAGGUUUGCGCCAAAGUCCCGUCGGCGCACAAGAACCCUGGACCCCAAACACCAUCAAAGAGUUGGUAGAACUAGAAUAUGUUGCGACUGGCGACAGCGCAAGUAACAAGUCGACAGAGAAGCACCCGUGGACGCACGUUUGAAGGAGCCAAUGGCCGGUUCUUUUUUGCCUUUUCAUUUUUACGUGAUUUAUGAGAUAUACCCCCAACAUUAUUUGUUAUUUAUUUUUAUUUUUAACGGCGCAACAUGGUUUACGUCUAGAAACACAGGAUAGCCACCAGGACGGAUCAAUCGGCACAGGAGCGCCUUUCGCAUCUUCCCAUAGAAACAAUAAACCACAC
This is a messenger RNA of [Torrubiella] hemipterigena, 1571 nucleotides long. The record is from the annotation of a GenBank genome assembly. Lineage: Eukaryota; Fungi; Ascomycota; Sordariomycetes; Hypocreales; Clavicipitaceae.